AUGCUAGAAAUGACUAUAGAACAGAGGAACGUCGCAGAAAUGGCUCUCCUUCCUGAUCGUUCACCUCAAAUUGGUGAUACACCUUUAAGUCCAUCCAAAUUAAGUGAAACUCAAGAUCGAAAUGUGUCUGAUGCAAUUGCUACUGUGAUGGAAAGAGUGGCAAAAAAUGGUCCUGGACAAAAUUUUUCUUCAAAAGCUAGUAAUUUUUAG
This is a messenger RNA of Meloidogyne enterolobii, 210 nucleotides long. NCBI's taxonomy places the organism in Eukaryota, Metazoa, Nematoda, Chromadorea, Rhabditida, Meloidogynidae. The record is from the annotation of a GenBank genome assembly.